This is a messenger RNA of Xiphias gladius (swordfish), 2754 nucleotides long. RefSeq names its product cilia and flagella associated protein 45 (gene cfap45). Lineage: Eukaryota; Metazoa; Chordata; Actinopteri; Istiophoriformes; Xiphiidae. The coding region runs from base 924 to 2522 and encodes 532 amino acids. The record is from RefSeq and is a predicted model, not a curated record. The transcript has 12 exons.
GGCAUUACAGCACGUCGUGUGUUUCUGUUUACGUGCUGAUCUGGAGUCAGUUUGGUAGGACUUGGGUAUACAUCAAUUAUUUCAUUUAAAGUAUGCCUUUUAUUUAUACAAACUUUUGAAGUAAUUUGCUUGCAAAAUAAGUCUACCCAACCAGCGGAUAAAAAAUUCAACCCGAUUAAAAGUAGACAAAUUCCGGGAAGACCGUGGACCUGGCAACCCCAUGGAGGAAGAGUGGAGUAUGUGAAGUUUCCGCAUCAUGUGGAUUAAUUGACGCGGUCCAGCCACGAACGCUACUAACGCAAUGCAGUGUGUUAGCUUGCAGUGAUGUUAUUAACCGUAACCCCUGUAAAAUAAAUAAAUAACGCCAAUGUCGAACCCAUGUCAAUUUAACAUGUUGUAAUUUGUGUAAGUGUUAAACUUUCGCCAGAAAAAGUAGCUAACGUUAGUUCUUAACAAUCAUGGUGUAGUUACAAAGCAUGUAACUGAAGAAGUUAAUAUACCAUUUUUAAACUAGGCGAUCAGACCUGACGUUGUCUCUCUCGUUUAUGGCUCCUGUUGUUUUUUCUAUUUGCACACCAAAACCCGUGAAAACGUAUGUAUAAUAACACAUUUACGGCAUUGUUACACUUUGCGGUAGCCUGGUUAGUUGGUCAUAGCUAACUCUUGGUAUUAUUUUCAUUUCAUCACAGAAACGACAGGAGCCCCUCCUCACAUUCGUUCCCAUGGCAACAGAUAACAAACAUAUUCAAAAAUCAACCGUAGCCACGUUUACGAGUAAACGUAAACCAGCUAAGUUUAUAUGAAAAAAAAACGUUUACCUUGCAUUACGAGUCUUUAAAACAAUAAAAUAGAAAAGUUAGCAUUAAACAAACUUUAAUUCAGACUUCAUUCACCGUUGACCUGGACUCCAAUAACCGAGGACCAUGAGACUAGCAUCCAGUUCCACGACCUCGAGGAGCAGCUCUUAUACCCGCCGGUACCGCACAAAGGCGUCCACCUCCCAGGUGGACGAAACCCUGUUUGGGAGCCCAAAACCGAUAUCACCGGACAAGCCUGGAAACUCAGCCUCUAAGGCCAAGGACCAGUCCCAGAAGAACCAAGAAGCAGAGACUGUUCAAAUCAUCACCAAAGACCUCAUUCGCCAUCUCAGGAUCCCAUGGAAGGAUCCUUCAGGAGAGUCAAUCAUUCUUCCAUCAGCUGAGUUUAAGCGGAUCACCUCAACAUCCCGAGUUCUCACCAAGGACGAGAGGGAGUCCUUGAAGGAGGCUUAUCAGAGGAAGAAAGAAGAAGACAUUAAAGCUGCAGAAGAAACGAAGCGCCAAAUCUAUGAGGCAGACCUGUCCCGUAAAGGGAACCACGCACUGACUGAGCUUGAACUAGAGGCCCAGGACCAUGCACAGCACUUGGUGGAGCGGGCAAACGCCUUGAGGAUGGAGCAAGAGGAUGAGAUCAAAAAGCUCAACAAGCUGAUUCUGGAUGCUCAGUGCCAAGCCACCCGUGACGCCCAGAUCCAGGAGAAGAAACAGAUCCAGGUGGAGCUGUCAGAGGAGGAGAAGCGUCUGGAUGCCAUGAUGGAGGUGGCGCGCCGCAAGACCUUGGAGACCGUGGAGCAGAUUGAGGAGCUGCGCAAACAGCAGAGGAUCAGUGGAAUGCAGCAAAUUUACGACCAGAUCCAGCAACGUCUGGAGGAGAAGCAACUGCAAGACGAGACAAAAGAGCUGGAGAGACAGCAGAUAAGAGAGAACCAGGAGAGAUUGAACCUGGGAGACCUCAAGGCCCUGGAGAAGAAGAGGGAAGAGCAGCAGCGUCUGCGGGAGGAGGUCAUGCGUAUCAAUGCUGAGACCCUGCUUGCCAAGGAGCAGAGGAGAGAGGACGAGAAGCUGGCUGACAUGAGAGACAUGGAAUACAUCCGAAACAAAAUGGAGCGGGAGGCUGAAUACGAAGCAGAGCAGAGACGAAACAAGAAGGAGAAAGAGUUGGAGAUUGCCAGGCUGAGAGCCCAGCAAGAAAAAGCAAAGGACUACAAGGCAAAGCAGGAUUCGCUCCGUGCUCAGAGGAACCAAGAAAUUACAGACAGAGAAUGGAGGAGAAAAGAGAAAGAGCUGGCUGUAAAGAAAGUACAAGAGGAAGAGAUGCUGAGGGCGACUCGCUUGGAGCAAAUUCAGUGCAAAGAGCACUUCCUGUCCAUUGAGGCUGGCCGGGAGAAGGCAGAGUUUGAGAGGGUGCUGAAGGUGCAACAGGAAGGAAUAGUCAAACAGAUGGAGGAGGAGGAGAAGCAGCGCCAGAAAGCGCUGCGUCACUCAGAGUCCAUCCGACAACAGGUGAAGGAACGUGAGCUCUCAGCCAUAGCCAAGCGCAGAGAGAUCUUCAAGGAGUCUGAUCGGCUGAUCGAAGAAGCCCGGCAGAGACGUAUGCGCCUCAAUGAGAUUAAAGAGAAGAAGCUGAAGGAACUCAAGGCUACAGGGCUCUCUGAAAAGUACUGCAGUGACGUGGAAAGGAAGGCAAGGGACUGCAUACUCUGAUUCAUUCACAGCCAGAUUUAAAUGGUGUGAGGCCCUCAUCUGGUACGUCUAUCACGUUUUACAGGGUCUCUUUAAGAGGAAAGAAAACAUUUCAAAUACUGAUGUAACCUAAACGUAUACAAGAAUGUACUGAUAGAGGUUUCUGUUGCACUUUCAUUAUUGUUUAAUAAGCUUUUGAUCAUUAGAAUGCACGUUUUAGUAGUUUAUGCUAUGGCUCUGUGUGCGGAAGCAC